Messenger RNA from Acromyrmex echinatior (Panamanian leafcutter ant), 404 nucleotides. RefSeq names its product zinc carboxypeptidase-like. Lineage: Eukaryota; Metazoa; Arthropoda; Insecta; Hymenoptera; Formicidae. Gene Ontology annotation, biological process: proteolysis. The record is from RefSeq and is a predicted model, not a curated record. Gene Ontology annotation, molecular function: zinc ion binding; metallocarboxypeptidase activity.
UAUUGGCAUGAAAACGAUUAGAGCUCUCGCAAAGAGAUAUGGAACUUACUACACAGUCGGAAGUAUUGCCGAGAUAUAUGUGGCUUCUGGAAAUACUGUUGAUUGGAUCAAAGGCACAUACAAUAAAUCAAUCGUCUACACUUAUGAAUUACGUAAUAAAUAUCAAUACGGCUUUUUGUUGCCACCUGAGCAAAUUAUCCCGACUGGACAAGAGACUUUGGAUUCUAUCAUAGCCAUGCUUAAAGAAAUAAAAACUCUACAAAAUAAGGUUGAAGUUUCCGUGAGACUUAAUGUGCAUAAUAAAAGAAUUUAUGACGCAAAUUCGUAGUCCAACCUAUUGAAACCUACUAAAGUGUGAAAAUCAUCUCAAAUGAUCGCUUACGUGAUAUAAGAAUUCACGUAUU